Messenger RNA from Candida tropicalis MYA-3404, 924 nucleotides. Its product is annotated as N-acetylglucosaminylphosphatidylinositol deacetylase. Lineage: Eukaryota; Fungi; Ascomycota; Pichiomycetes; Serinales; Debaryomycetaceae. The transcript has a single exon. The coding region runs from base 1 to 924 and encodes 307 amino acids. Gene Ontology annotation, cellular component: endoplasmic reticulum. Gene Ontology annotation, biological process: GPI anchor biosynthetic process. Gene Ontology annotation, molecular function: N-acetylglucosaminylphosphatidylinositol deacetylase activity. The record is from RefSeq and is a predicted model, not a curated record.
AUGAUAUUCAAACUACCGUCGAUUAUCUUCAAGAUAUACUUGGUUUCUUUUAUAAUAUGGGUUUUUCAAACGACAAUCAUUCCCCAGACAUUAACUAAAUAUACCAACUUAGAAAUUAAGCAACAAGUUUUCCAUGGUCCAAUAUAUCCUUAUACUUCAUUAACUAUUCCAAAGAAAUUCCCAAUUGUCAACUCAACUAUUACUUUGGUUAUAGCUCAUCCAGAUGAUGAAGUUAUGUUUUUCAGUCCUUCUUUAAUUGAAUUGAAUAAAGAAAAGUAUAAUAAUGAAGUUAAUUUAAUUUGCUUUUCUAAUGGUAAUUUCAUCGAAAGUAUGGGUCUAAUACGAAGACGUGAAUUAAUGAAUUCUGCAAGAAUAUUGGGUGUGGAUAAUGUUAAAAUUUUGGAUUAUAAAGAUGGAAUGAAUGAAACUUGGAAAGUUGACGAUAUUGUUAAAUCUUUGGAAGAUAAUGUAAUUAAACAUGAGGAUAAGCAAUCUGUAUUGAUUACUUUUGAUGAUCAAGGGGUUUCAAAUCAUCCUAAUCAUAUUUCAUUAUACCAUGGAACUAAGGAAUAUGUUAGUGAAUUAAGGAAAGCUAAUGAUACAAAUACUAAACUUUAUGUAUUGAAGAGUUUGAAUUUUGUUGAAAAGUAUAGUUUUACAAUUUUGAGCAAUAUUGAAUUGUUCAUUGAUUAUUUAACAUUGGCAAUUAAAAACUACAUGAAUAUUAACAUAAAUGUCAGUUUCUUUGGAAACAAAAUACUCAGCAAAGGAAGCAAUGAUAUUAAAUUUUACUCCGAUUUGAAUAUGUUGAGUAUCAGUUAUGGUGCCAUGGCAUAUGGACAUUUCAGUCAAAUGGUCUGGUUCAGAUAUGGUUGGUUAUUUUUAAGUAGGUAUUUGACAUAUAAUCAUCUUAUAGAACAAUAA